AUGGAAACAGUCGAAGGCCUCGUGGAGCGAGCUAGGCAUCUUUCGCUUCACCAAACCCACUCUUUCGAUACGUUCCAUGCCACAAUUGACUCCCAUCUAAAGAAGAUCUACGAAUUCCGGAAGAGCGCUGGCACGCCAAAAUUUCUGGAACUUCAGCGCGAUCCGUGUCCUGAUGGCCAGCCAAUUACGAAUCAUCUUGCUUCGUUGGACGCCUUUCGGGCGUACAUGAAAGAUGCCGGGUCAUCUGCUCAGGCCUUACCCGCAGAGCCAGAUCUCAGUGCUCCAAUCUCGGAUUAUUUUAUCUCGUCGAGUCAUAACACGUACUUGACUGGGAAUCAGUUGUACAGCGAUGCUGCGGCGAGUGCUUAUACGUCGGUCCUCUUACAAGGCUGCCGUUCUGUUGAGAUUGAUGUCUGGGACGGGGAACCCCUUACACCGGUAUCAAGUGGCAGUGAAGCCAGCAGUGACAGUAGUGACUCUAGUGGCGGUGAGAGCGAGGAUCUUGGGGCGAGAAACAAGCAGAAGAUCAAGUCCAAACCCGAGAGAAAGGACAAGCCUGCGAAAGGCUUGAGCCAUUCAGUUUCGACGAGACUGGGAACUGCAUUGCACCAGAGGUUCUUCAGACCUGCAACCAAAGAUACGACGGAGACAACCACCGGGAAGGAAGCACUAAGCCAUGAGGCUAUCAAAGGCGAACCUCGUGUUCUGCACGGGUACACUCUGACGAAAGGUACCUCAUUCCGUGAGAUCUGCUAUGCAAUCCGCAACAGUGCCUUCGUUGUCAGCGAUCUUCCAGUGGUUAUCAGCUUCGAAGUCCACGCGAGCUUGGAGCAACAGCAGAUCAUGGUUGAUAUUAUUAACGAAGCUUGGAAGGGCAUGUUGGUGGAGGUGCCAUCAAAUGUGGCCCCGGAAAAGCUACCAACUCUUGGAGAGCUGAAGAGGAAGAUACUGAUCAAGACCAAGUCAACUCCCCUGAAAGCCGCGGAGGAGAAGGCCGAGGCGCUUGAAGCCGCGGAAGAGUCCAGCGAAAAAUCAACAGAUGAUCCGGAUCAGAAGCCAGUCAAGCCAUCGAAGAUUCUUGAGGCUUUGGCAAAACUGGCUGUCUAUACCCGGGCGUACCAUUUCAGUCAUUUUGAUCAACCAGGUAUGGCCGAACCGCACAGAAGUGACCACCCAGCAUACUCACCUCUCACAGAGGCAAAAUCCCCGUUACACGUCUUUUCUCUCUCCGAGAAGGCAGCACGCGAGGUCCACGCCACCCAACGAGACGCCCUCUUCGAACACAACCGCUCAUCGAUGAUGCGCAUCUACCCUUUUGCUUUCCGCGUCACAUCGUCCAAUCUCGACCCGUCCUUCUAUUGGCGCCGAGGCGCCCAGCUUGUAGCCCUGAACUGGCAAAACCUCGACAAAGGCAUGAUGCUCAACUAUGGCAUGUUCGCGGGCACCCAAGGCUGGGAACUCAAGCCCCCCCGGCUACCAAAGCGCCCACCCCACCUCCAAGCCCAUCACUCAUACCCUCGACCUCACGCUCGAGAUAUUCGCAGCGCAAGACCUCUCUCUGCCGGCGAGCGAUCAUAUACAAACAAAGACGAGGAUGACGCAAGCUCCAGCUCCGAGAAAAGCAGCUACCGUCGCUGCACGAAGAGCUCGUCAGGCCGGAACCCGGACUUCGAGGGUCAGAAACUGAUUUUCCCUACCGUGACAGGCGUCAUUGAAGAGCUUAGUUUCCUCAGAAUCAAAAUCAAAGAUGACGAAAUCGGUCGCGAUGCACUGGCUGCGUGGGCUUGUAUUCGGCUCGAUCGCCUGUGUGAGGGCUACAGACUGGUGCAUCUUCAUGAUACGACGGGUGAGAAGACCGGGGGUAUGCUGUUGGUGAGAAUUUCCAAGCAGGUUGCCUAA
Messenger RNA from Penicillium maclennaniae, 1899 nucleotides. Its product is annotated as putative phosphoinositide-specific phospholipase C. The transcript is spliced from 4 exons. Gene Ontology annotation, biological process: phosphatidylinositol-mediated signaling; lipid metabolic process. NCBI's taxonomy places the organism in Eukaryota, Fungi, Ascomycota, Eurotiomycetes, Eurotiales, Aspergillaceae. Gene Ontology annotation, molecular function: phosphatidylinositol-4,5-bisphosphate phospholipase C activity. Bases 1 to 1899 code for a protein of 632 amino acids. The record is from RefSeq and is a predicted model, not a curated record.